CUUGGAUGGGCGGACAGAUCCCUUUCGGCGGCAGCUCAGUCCGGAGGCCGGGCCGUCCUUGCCUAAUGUUGGAGGGGUUCUCUGACCGCCCAGGACCGCACCGAAAGCUAAAUAACUGCUCGCCUCUCAGAGAGAGGAGGGAAAGCGCAGAUCCCGGUUCCAACCUCGACCCCUCUCCAUCCAUCUGAGGAGUGGAGGUCCUAGCCAAAGGGGCCAGUCUCUCUAAAUAUGCCCCAGGAUGACCGAGAGGCCACCGAGCGAGGCGGCAUGCAGUGACCCACAGCUGGAGGGACAGGACGCGGCCGAGGCCCGCAUGGCCCCCCCGCACCUGGUCCUGCUCAACGGCGUCGCCAAGGAGACGAGCCGCGCGGUCCCCGCGGAGCCUGCGGUCAUCGAGCUGGGCGCGUGCGGCCCGGGGGCUGGUCCCGCCGGCGGGGGCGGCGCCGCCAGGGACUUAAAGAGCCGCGACGCGGCAGCGACCGAAGCGCGCCAUCGGGUGCCCACCACCGAGCUGUGCAGACCUCCAGGACCCGCUCCGGCGCCCGCCCCAGCCCCGGCAGAGCUGCCCGGCGACGGCCGCAUGGUGCAGCUGAGCCCGCCCGCGCUGGCGGUCCCGGCCGGCCCCGGACGCGCGCUGCUCUACAGCCUCAGCCAGCCGCUGGCCUCGCUCGGCAGUGGAUUUUUUGGGGAGCCUGAUGCCUUCCCAAUGUUCACCAACAACAACCGGGUGAAGAGGAGGCCUUCCCCUUACGAGAUGGAGAUUACUGAUGGUCCUCACACCAAAGUUGUGCGGCGUAUCUUCACCAACACCCGGGAAAGAUGGCGGCAGCAGAACGUGAAUGGAGCAUUUGCUGAGCUCCGCAAGCUGAUCCCCACUCACCCUCCAGACAAGAAGCUCAGCAAGAAUGAGAUACUCCGCCUAGCCAUGAAGUACAUCAAUUUCCUCGCCAAGUUGCUCAAUGACCAGGAGGAAGAAGGCACCCAGCGGGCCAAGCCUGGCAAAGACCCUGUGGUGGGAGCUGGUGGGGGUGGGACAGGGGGUGGCAUGCCCCCUGAAGACCUUCUGCAGGACGUGCUUUCCCCUAACUCCAGCUGUGGCAGCUCUCUGGAUGGGGCAGCCAGCCCGGACAGUUACACGGAGGAGCCAGCACCCAAGCACACGGCCCGUAGCCUCCACCCUGCCCUGCUGCCUGCCACUGAUGGGGCUGGUCCCCGGUGAUGCGUCUGCAGCUGCCCAGGACCAGCAGCAGGUAGAGGCCCUGAGGCCCCUGGGCUGCUGGGCUGCAGGGCAGGUGGGAUGAGAAGCUGGGCAAUGAACUUGAUGAACUUCCCUUAUAGUCUGAACUUUGGGAAGUCCUAACUGAUCCUGGGCUGUCUUUUUUGCUUCCUGUCUGGAAAUAGAUCAGGAAAAUGGCGUGAAGUGGUAGGUACUUUUUCUGAAGAUGGCACGGUCUCCUCCCUUCCCUGAACCCCCAAGACUUCCCAAUUAAGAGGCUCAAGUGUCAGUGUUAUUGGCCUAGAAUUUGUGAGCCUUGUUUGGACAAGACCUGGGGCUGUCAGCAGUCACCUAAGGUAGCCAGCAGCCUCUGCCUUGCCUUUAAACCCUUCCUGAGCUGGCUGGGGUGGCUUUUGUGGCAGCUUCUAUUCAAUUAUAUAGGUACCCAAGAGCUGCCCAUUUCUUGAGCCCCAUCUUUACCCAG
Messenger RNA from Nannospalax galili (Upper Galilee mountains blind mole rat), 1700 nucleotides. It is a transcript of the gene Tal1, whose product is annotated as TAL bHLH transcription factor 1, erythroid differentiation factor. The record is from RefSeq and is a predicted model, not a curated record. Lineage: Eukaryota; Metazoa; Chordata; Mammalia; Rodentia; Spalacidae. Bases 239 to 1219 code for a protein of 326 amino acids. The transcript is spliced from 5 exons. Gene Ontology annotation, biological process: regulation of transcription by RNA polymerase II. Gene Ontology annotation, molecular function: protein dimerization activity; RNA polymerase II cis-regulatory region sequence-specific DNA binding; DNA-binding transcription factor activity, RNA polymerase II-specific.